Peronospora farinosa is the source of this 1596-nucleotide messenger RNA. Lineage: Eukaryota; Oomycota; Peronosporomycetes; Peronosporales; Peronosporaceae. The record is from the annotation of a GenBank genome assembly.
AUGAGACGUUUGGCUUUACGACGACCCGAGACUUUUACGGACAAGUACCGUCUCUUAGGCAAGAUUGGAGAAGGUACAUAUGGGAUGGUAUUUAAAGCUGAAGCGUAUUCUUCUGCAUUACUACCAUGUCCUUCAUCAAGUGGUGUGUCAAUUGCUGCUGAAGAUGAAGAGCCCAUGACGUUUGCUAUAAAACUGGUUAAAUCUCAUAAAGAAGGAAAGAAUGAUGUGGUUUUAUCAAGUGCUACAGUUCGAGAAAUUAAAUUACUGCGAGAAUUACAUCAUGAUAAUGUGGUCCACCUCCAUGACGUUCAUGUUGAUCCACGGGACAAGUCACUGGCUCUCGUGUUUGAAUAUGGAGACCAUGAUUUGCAUGAUAUUAUUGUACAAAGUAAACAAAAACCAUUGGGAGAAUAUACGCGGAAGUCACUCAUGUAUCAGAUUCUAAAAGGUGUGGACUACAUGCAUGACGCAUGGGUGAUGCAUCGAGAUAUGAAACCACAGAAUAUUCUUGUUGUCGGUCAUGGACGUAAACGAGGUCAAGUGAAAUUGGCAGAUUUAGGUUUGGCACGUAUAUACAAGGAACCAAUUAAGGCAUUAUCAGAUGUGGAACGUGUCGUCGUAACACUUUGGUAUCGUGCUCCAGAAUUAUUGCUGGGUGCAAAACAUUAUACAAAAGCAGUGGAUCUCUGGGCUGUUGGCUGUAUUUUUGUCGAGCUGAUUAAUACUCGUGAACUAUUUUGUGGCAAAGAAGUGGAAGGAUCGAAUGCCCCAUUCCAGAAGGACCAAUUGGAUAAAAUCUUCAAAGUGCUGGGAAUGCCAACGCCGCAGACAUGGGAAGGACUUGAGAAUUUGCCAGAGUAUAACCAUGUUGUGCAAAUGGGACGUGAACGCAAGUACCCGACGCAGUCGGAGCUGAAGAAUGCUGUCAAAGUUGGUCCAGGUCGAGCUGGAACAGCUUUGCUUGAUCUGCUCUCGAGAUUGCUAGAAUAUGACCCUGAAACACGCAUUACGGCAAAGGAAGCGCUAGAGCACGAGUAUUUCAAGGAAAUUGAGCCUGAACCGCGGGACUGGGCAUUUGACGAGCCUGGCAAGGAACCUGUUUCUUUUCGCACGCAGACUGUCGAGCCCGUAGCUGAAGAAAGUAUUCCGUGGAAAACUAAGAAAGAUUGUGCACCUGGAGCUGAGGCUAAGCCGUCUAAGAAACUUGGAGCCAGCAGUCCUCACCGAGAAGGUUCUGGCAGCCGGUCAUCGCAGCACCAGAAUGAUCACCGCGGACGUGAUGCUCACUCACGAAGCCGCAGCCACCAUAAUUCACGAGACGUGCAGCAACAGCCCCAGCGGCGCAACGAUCGCAGCAACGUAGGAGAUGGUAAUAACUCACGAGAUACUCGAAACAGAGGAGCACUGGCUGGAGGAAAUGCGCAAGGUGCAGGUGGAUCCGCUUGGAGAGACCGAGGGCCCGGUCGAGCAGGAGGAGCUGCAGCCCCUCACGCUGGUUCUGUGACUGGAGGUAAACGACCAGGUGGUGGUGAACGACCCAGCAGUGCUUCUAAUACAGGAAGACCUCGAAGUCCUAAGCAAUCAAGACGUCGAUAA